Indicator indicator is the source of this 837-nucleotide messenger RNA. RefSeq names its product ras related dexamethasone induced 1 (gene RASD1). Gene Ontology annotation, molecular function: GTP binding; GTPase activity. Lineage: Eukaryota; Metazoa; Chordata; Aves; Piciformes; Indicatoridae. The transcript is spliced from 2 exons. The record is from RefSeq and is a predicted model, not a curated record. Bases 1 to 837 code for a protein of 278 amino acids.
AUGAAACUGGCAGCGAUGAUCAAGAAGAUGUGUCCCAGCGAGGCCGAGCUGAGCAUCCCCGCCAAGAACUGCUACCGCAUGGUCAUCCUGGGCUCCUCCAAGGUGGGCAAGACGGCCAUCGUCUCACGCUUCCUCACCGGCCGCUUCGAGGAGCAGUACACACCGACCAUCGAGGACUUCCACCGCAAGUUCUACAGCAUCCGUGGGGAGGUCUACCAGCUCGACAUCCUGGACACGUCGGGCAACCACCCCUUCCCAGCUAUGCGCCGGCUCUCCAUCCUCACAGGAGAUGUCUUCAUCCUCGUUUUCAGUCUGGACAAUCGAGACUCCUUUGAGGAGGUGCAGCGCCUGAAGCAGCAAAUCCUGGAGACCAAGUCAUGCCUGAAGAACAAAACCAAGGAGAACAUAGAGGUGCCCCUGGUCAUCUGUGGCAACAAGGGGGACCGGGACUUUUACCGGGAGGUAGAACCCCGGGAGAUCGAGCAGCUGGUGGGAGGGGACCCCAAAAAAUGUGCCUACUUUGAGAUCUCAGCCAAGAAGAACAGCAGCUUGGACCAGAUGUUCCAGGCCCUCUUCGCCAUGGCCAAGCUGCCCAGCGAGAUGAGCCCUGACCUGCACCGCAAGGUCUCGGUCCAGUACUGCGACAUCCUGCACAAGAAGGCACUGAAGGGCAAAAAGCUGCUGAAAGAAGGGGGCCGGGGCAGCAGCGAGGAGGCGUACGGCAUCGUGGCCCCCUUUGCCCGGCGACCCAGUGUCCACAGCGACCUCAUGUACAUCCGGGAGAAAGCCAUCGGCGGGGGGCACAGCAAGGAGAAGGACCGCUGCGUGAUCAGCUAG